This is a messenger RNA of Caenorhabditis sp. 36 PRJEB53466, 285 nucleotides long. Lineage: Eukaryota; Metazoa; Nematoda; Chromadorea; Rhabditida; Rhabditidae. The record is from the annotation of a GenBank genome assembly.
AUGUCUUCGUAUAAAAAUGACCAACAGGCUCAGACGAAUCAUCAAAAAACAAAAGUGGUUUUGCAAAGCGCACCGCCAAAAUUGAAGACGUAUAAUCAUUGAAAAAUGACUGAUCAAUCCCAAUCAAACAUAUUGUGCAGCACUUCUGAGGAUGCGGACGACAUGCGCGCACAGCGUGCCCUCGAAGUAAAAGCUAAUGCCGCCGCGAAAGCUGCUGCUCGAGCCGCUGCUCAGGCAGAAAAAGCCGCCCAAACUGCGGAGAAGAAGAAGAACAAGAAACAUUGA